AAAUGUGUUCGAAGCAGGAAGCGGAGUUGUCGGACCUAACCGUCGAAGCGGAGGUUUUAGAUACGGAAGAAGUGGCCGUGGUAGACCUUCUCACCUCAUUUGGAUUAUCGUUAGAUGUUAUUGGUUUGUUCAUAGAUAACCGCUACACUCUCGAGUCGUUGAAAAUUGUGGAAAGGAAGGAGCUGGAGGAAUUAAUCCAAUCUCCACAUCUGGCUGAAAGAUCCAAGUGCAUUUUUGGGUUAAAUUCUUGGCGAGAGAAACAGGGAAUUCAUCCUGUCACAUGCAUAAAAUGUCAGCAUUCGUCAACGUCUGCUGCAGCUGACCUUCCACCGGAAAUAUCUCGUGAAAAGUGCACAGCCACUUAUUUGUUGAACACGUCUUCAAAAGGUCGCGGGAUUAUUGAAAAUUAUAAACAAACUGGUUAUCUGACCCGGACGAACAAGAAGGCUAUCACUCACAUCAUCAUUGACGAAUUCAAGGAUCGGUUUUCAAAAUUAACACCAGUUGAACUCUUGGGCAGGUCAUUGGAACUGAGCCAGAUAUUCCCGAGUGAACCACAGGAUACUUGGUACCAGCCUGCAUCAAAAUAUAGCAACGGUCAGACAAUCAAAAAACGCAAGGUGGCUAGAGGUUGCUUGUACGAUCGGAACGUGAACUAUAAAGGGUGUUCCAAACACUUGGCUUCGUUGACUGAGAGUGAAGGUUCCUCAUCACGGGUAACUAACGAAUCCAUCGAGAUUUUUUCGGAAAAUCAAUGUAAGAACAUUUUUAACUUGAUAAAAAAGACACUAAUAUAAAGAUUAUAACAGGUGCGGAAUACGAGAAUGUUAAAAAAUGGUUUUUGCAUAACAUCGAUGAAUGGGAGGAGUUAAAAAAAAGAUGGAAGUCAACUAGUGCGAUUCGAUUGUGGGAACUACUCAAGCUAUCAA
Topomyia yanbarensis is the source of this 929-nucleotide messenger RNA. RefSeq lists its product as uncharacterized. Lineage: Eukaryota; Metazoa; Arthropoda; Insecta; Diptera; Culicidae. The record is from RefSeq and is a predicted model, not a curated record. The transcript is spliced from 4 exons. Bases 3 to 797 code for a protein of 264 amino acids.